AUGUCGGACCAAACGUCAGGGUCAGGUAGCAACGAGGCUGCGGCUCCGUUGUCGGCUCUCAGCACCUCGGCGCUAGGCUCGACACCUAAGCGUAUAAGACACCGAAAAGAGCAGAUCGAGUCUGCGUACGAGCUUCAAAGAAAUGCAGCAAUGAAAGGCGCCCUCCUCUACACAGCUCUCGGCGCAUCAUCCUGCAUCAUGGCACACCAUCUCUUCCCCGGCUUCCGACGCCAAACACUAGCUCUCAAAGGAUUCAUCACAUCAGGCUUCACCAUCUUCGGCUUCGUUGUCGGAGCAGACACCGUUCUUCUCAGCCACGAAUCACAACAACGGUCAGAAGAGAACAUGGUACGCAGUCGAGCACGAGCAGAGCUGGGAAAGAAGGGCAUCGUAGCAAGCGAGAAGGAGAUCGAGAAAUGGAAAGACGAGUACAUCCAACAGAAGCUCGAGGAACGCAGACAAAGAAGAGAGACAUUAUUGAGACAGUUGGAAGAAUCAGAGAAAGCGUCACCAGCAGCAGCAUCUUCACCAGCAGCAGGAAGCUCAACAUGA
Messenger RNA from Ustilago hordei, 552 nucleotides. RefSeq lists its product as uncharacterized. Lineage: Eukaryota; Fungi; Basidiomycota; Ustilaginomycetes; Ustilaginales; Ustilaginaceae. The transcript is spliced from 2 exons. The record is from RefSeq and is a predicted model, not a curated record. Bases 1 to 552 code for a protein of 183 amino acids.